UCAGAGAGCAGUAGUCAGACGAGCUGGUACUCUGGUCCAGAUCUGGUUCCUGCACUAACAAACAGCCUUGUGACAGCUGGACACCGGUCCAGGACCAGGUUAACAUCAUGCCAAAGAAGAAAGACAUCGUGAAAUCAGGUGCGCCCAUCAGAGAGAACUCCAGGUUAAUGCACACACACGAAGCUAUGGUGGAUUACAUAAAUGGGCGCACUUCAAGUUCCAUCAUGGAAAUGUUUGGACCUGCCAUGUUUGGCUUAAAUUAUUUCGCAAAUUUGGAAGAAGACCUCAUAUUUUCAGAUGAGGAGGAGGAGGACGACGAUGACGAUGAUAACAACGUUGUCCCUUAUUCAAGUCAGGGUGCUAACAGGAGUUUAGAGCCGCAUCCACAAAUAAAGCAGCUCACUGAUGAGGAGGCUGAUAAAAUUGCAAAGGAACUGAUUGAAGAGGAGAAACGAAAUAAAGAGAAAACUGAAAGAAAUAAGCGUAAAAAAAAGCGUAAAAAAGAAAAGAAACGUCUUGAAAAGGAGAAUGCACUUAAAGAAAUUAUAUCUGAAGAGGAACAAGGAAAGUCCGACUCUUUGGCCAAUCAGGGACAAACUGCAGUAACUGAUAAUACUUUAGAGGCAAAUGAAUCAUCUCAAGCUAUUGAACCUCCAGUGACAGCUGAGGCAGAGAAAUGUGAUAUGAAAAGUUUUACUGAAGAAAAAAGUCUUGUCAAAGUGAAUGAGGAUGAUCAACAAAAGGAGCCUACAAAAGAAGAAAUAAAUGAUAAAUGUGAAGUUGCAGAAGUUCAGCCACGUGAGGAAGAAAAGCCAGAUGUUGCUGUGAAACCUGAGCUACAUAAGAAAAUAGAACAGGAAACUUCUAAGGAGAAAACUUCAAAUCCCAUAACAGAAGAGUUUGCAAAAAGAAGCAUAGACCUUGCCAAUAUGGGGAAUCGUUUAGCUGCUGCUGGACAGUUUGAGACGGCAGUGAAUUGCUUUACCGAUGCCAUUAAAUUCAACCCAAGAGAAUUUAAGUUGUUUGGAAACCGUUCCCUCUGUUACGAGAGACUCCAGCAGUAUAAAAGCGCUCUCAGGGAUGCCGAUGUGGCGCUCUCCAUGGAACCAAAGUGGAUAAAGGGUUUGUUUCGGAAAGGCAAAGCUCUCUGUGGACUCAAGCGGUACUACGAGGCAUCGCUGAUCUAUAAGGAGGUGUUAACGCUGGAAAGUAAGAGCGCUGAAGCAGCACAGGAGCUGAAACGGGCCCAGACGUUGCACCUCAUGGAAAUGGGUUUCACGUGGGCACAGAGCUCGGAGGCCUUGAAAACUCAUGCCACACUAGAAGAGGCUGUGGAAGCUCUGUUUGCUGCUGAUGCCAGUCCAGAUGCUGGUGCCAGUUGGGACAAAUCUGAACAGCCAGUGGAGCAGGAAGAUGGUGACGACGACGAUGACGAUGAAGAGGGAGAUUGGGUUAUCACACAAACGAGCCGUCCUCAAAAGCUUCAUCCUAAAGAAUCAGAUGCUCCAGAUCAAAAUAGGUCAACGCCUCAGUGGCUGCCGCACCCCAAAAGCUUUCCAAGACCGGAGCUGUUCUCGGUCUGGGUCAGGACGUUGGCUCCAAACAUCACAUAUCAGAAACUCCAGGAGGUCUUCAGCAGACCUGGAAGAGUGUACAGCAUCAAGAUGCUGCUGGAUUACGGCUGUGCCUACGUCAACUACACCAGGAAGGAGGACUGUGACCGAGCCAUUGAGCUCAUUGACGGAAUGGUGGUGGAUGGAGCUCCGCUGUCGGUGCAGCAUCCCAGCAAAAUCCCGCCCAAGCCUCCUGCGUCCAUGCUGGCCACCAGCGACAACUCCAGACGUCCGGGGCCACACAAGAGGGAGUGCUUCUUCUGGAGGACGUCGGGCUGCACGAGGGACGACUGCACCUUCAGGCACGUCCCUGAGCACAAGAACAUUGACAGAGACAAGUUCACCGGUAGACUGGGAUACCAAUCAUACGCAGGGAAUCAUAAAUAAGACGAUGCAUGCAGCACUUCCUGUGAGAUGUGACUGUGGCUCUACGUUCAGGGUUUCACAGCAAGAAUGAAUAAAUGUGUGUGGAUUUUAUGUUUGGUUAAAUCUCUUCAACUAUUCACCAUGACAGAGUCCAGGUUGCAUGGCUAUAAACAUAAACAUAAUCAAAUGUAUACUAUUCUCCUGUAAUUAAGUAAGAAUUAAUGUGCCUUUUAUAACGUUAGAAAAAAAUGUGCCUCAACCUGUCGGCUUUCUUGGCAAUGUAAUUAUCAGAGGAAUACCUUUUGAGUUUUGCUUUUGACUAUUAUAACAUUGCUGUAACAGAUUUUUCCUGUUUUCAAUGACCACUAGGUGGCAGCGGUAAACUUAUCCAGAGGUUGUCAGGGUUUGGAAAAUAUUUGCUUUCAUUUUUAAGGCUGUGAUUUCAAGAGUUUUUGCUGGCAUAUUUAUGUUGCCAUGUUUUAAUUUCCAAACUUUUUUUUCUUUAAUAACAUUUCUGAGAUCUGAGUUACAUUUUAUUUGUGAAUGACCAUUAAAAUUUUACAAUGGC
This is a messenger RNA of Cololabis saira (Pacific saury), 2547 nucleotides long. Its product is annotated as tetratricopeptide repeat protein 31-like. Gene Ontology annotation, molecular function: RNA binding; metal ion binding; protein binding. The transcript is spliced from 18 exons. The record is from RefSeq and is a predicted model, not a curated record. Lineage: Eukaryota; Metazoa; Chordata; Actinopteri; Beloniformes; Belonidae. Bases 108 to 2000 code for a protein of 630 amino acids.